This is a messenger RNA of Tilletiaria anomala UBC 951, 2031 nucleotides long. RefSeq names its product Thioesterase/thiol ester dehydrase-isomerase. Lineage: Eukaryota; Fungi; Basidiomycota; Exobasidiomycetes; Georgefischeriales; Tilletiariaceae. Bases 268 to 2031 code for a protein of 587 amino acids. Gene Ontology annotation, molecular function: thiolester hydrolase activity. The record is from RefSeq and is a predicted model, not a curated record. The transcript has 3 exons.
CUUCGAGGGCAGUCGCUAAUCGUCUGUGGAUGUGUUAUCGGGAAUGGUCCACGAAACAUCGCACUCGCACCGUUCAAUUGGCACAUCAGGCUGACAUCUGGUUCGUUUUGAGAAGCUACCUGGUCGAAGCAUCGAUCUGAUCUUACUGUGCACCUAAUCCGCACGUAUGACCCGGGCCAGGUCGAGAGCGUAGAGGGGCGCAUAAAUAUCAAAAUUCGGGCUGGACGCUUCCAAUCUCCAGAAGGUGCCAUCAGACGGAACCCGGCGAUGAUAGCGUCGCAGGGUCACAGCGCGGCGGUAGCACGCCUUGCCGUCACGGCAGGCGCUUUGCUCUUCUCCCUGGCUGCGUUCAAAGCAAGCGCCGCCAUUGUCUCGCACUACGUGCUGGGAACCGAGAUGUGCAAUGCCAAUGUGGACACCAAAGUCGUUUUGGAUCCACGAUCUGCUGGAAAACCAGUCAGCUCGUCUAUAGUUCAAGUUACAUACACAACAACUCCUUCAAUGUGCUUUUCAGUUCCUUCAUCGACUGAUCCGCGUCCUGCUGUCUUGUCUGGUCCGCUGCUCAAGAUGAUCGACAUUGUCGCCUCUGUUGCAGCUCGCCGUCAUGCCGGUGUUUCUUGCGUCACCAUCAGCGUCGAUGCUGUCUUGUUUUUGAAGCCAAUUUAUCUUGGCGAGCUGAUACAUCUUAGCGCUGCUGUUAAUAGAGCCUGGGGAAGUAGCAUGGAGGUCGGGGUGAAGCUCACGAAGGAAGAACCGGAGAGGAAUGGCAAAAUGACCUAUGUCAGCCAUUCAUACUUGACUUUUGUCGCUGUGCAGACAUCUGGCUACUCACACGGAUCGCCAUCAUCGACAGUCGUACCGAAGAAGCAUCCCCUCAAGUUCCGCCUACCACCCGUGCUCCCAGAAACUGCAUUGGAGCUUCGACGGUACCGCCUUGCUGGCCGACGCCGAGCCCGGCGAAUGGAAAGCGCAAAGCAUAGUAAAGGAGUGGGAGAGGAACCAGUGGGAAAGAACGGCAUUAGGCGACGGGUCAUGGAUAAAGUACGCGCCGAGGUGAUUGAUAUGUCGAGCAAAAUCGUUAAGAAUGAGAGAAGCUCAUCACGGACAGCAGAGCGUCAGCGAAUUGCUCUGGAUGAGCUGGAGCUCGAGUAUAUCGCCAGGGCAUAUGCUGCCCAAGAGGAGGGAGUUACGAUAAACCCUUCCGCAGGUCAAAUAAUUGUGGAGAUCGCGGACGACGAGGCAUUCAGCCGGUCGAUCGAAGAUGUCAUGCGCGCAGGGAUUCGCAUUGGAGUAGAUCCGGCAUGUUUUGAGCGCUCAGGAGUCGAUGCUAACAGUCACAAGCGUGCAGAGUCGCUCGGCUCUGACGGAGGCUCGAGACGCCGGCGGUCGGCCACCGUCUCCCUCAUGUCCGAGGCUAUUCUUUCUCCGUCAUCCGGGACAGAUGCAACGAUUCCAGAGGAAGCUGAGCGCAGCACCAGCGCCGAGUUGGGCUCCGCCCAGCCUCUCGAGCCAUCGAUAUCAGCGGCUCAGACGUUGACGCGGUCGCUGCACCUCGUCUUUCCGGAGCACUGCAACUCUAAUGGCGUCCUCUUCGGCGGGCAGCUGAUGGGUUGGAUGGAAGAAGUCGCGCUCAUGGCCUGCAGAAGCCUUGGUCAUGGUCAGCGUUUCAGCACGGUCGCUUUAGAUGGCCUCGAGUUCAAGAAAGAGGUGCAAGUGGGGGAAAUCAUUUUCUUUACGGCGGUGGCCGUACGCGCGUUUGCGAACUCUGUCGAAGUGUACGUCGUUGCGGAGGCGGAGACAAGAGAAGGCAAGAAGCGGAUUGCGAAUGAAGCUCUCUUCACUGCGGCAUGUGCACCUACAUCGGUGGCGCAUGUCGGCAAGCAAAGCGACCAGCCACUGCUAAAGGUUGUUAUGCCGCCCGGCAGUGCAUUGGAAUCGUUACAACAAGCUGCGGAUGGCCGCCGGUAUGAGAGGCUAGCAAUGAAGAAUAUGUUGACCCGCUUGUACGCUUUUGAUGGCGAGAGCACUUGA